UGCGGAGGGUCUGUUAGGGGGUGUCCCUGCUUGGAGGGGCGCUCAUCACUGUGCGUAUGGCCCAAUCCACACAGGCUCCUGUGCUUGUCCUGGGGGCAUAGCUGAUGUCAUCUCUCUGUCUCUUUCCCACUUACUCUUUUUACAUCAUGUUAAAAAAUAGCACCUGUUAGGCUUUUGUGUCCCAAUAUCAGGAGUGAUUUCUGCUCAUUGUAGAAAACACAGAAACACAUAAAAACACGAAAUCUCCCACCCAGCGUUAACCACUGUUAAUACUCGAAGAUUUUGGUGAGCCUGCAGAGGGCAAGAAGCUGUAUGAGGGGGUUGGCCGGGGAAGGGUGUCUGUCCACAACCCCCUGCUCCGGGCUACUGUGCACGAAGAUCUGGGUUCAGUAUCCUGACUUCAAUGAGACGUCCAUAAGGGGUCGCACGUGGGGAUGAAUAAAGCUGGAUCUGGACAGAACAGGGCCCCGGUUAGAGUCAAGGCUUCCUCCGGAAAGCUUGGGGUCUGAGCCCUGCCUUCUCCACCCCGGCCCCACGGCUCCCUGCUCUGAGACACUGCACUGAAGAGCAGAGGAGAGCCUGACUUUGCUGAAGGCGCUUCCAGCGGCCCUGAGGGAUGGUGAGACCCUCACCCACCUCUUUAUCCCUAAGGGCUCUCCUCUCCUUCAAGCAAAGGAAAAACACUGCCAGCCUCCCCCAAAUUUACAAACCGUCCAGGGUGGCGAGGGCAGAGGCUUGGCCCGUGCUUGGGCUGCAGCAAGGUGUGGCUCUGUGGAGGAACUGAGAACAUGGGAAUGUCCCAGGGAGGCCUCCUGGCUGGGGAUGGGUGGCCACAACAAAAGGGCAUUUGUCCCUAGUGCCUAACCAGAGAAAGACAAUCAUGAAAAUUAGAUCAUCUGUUUUUCUGAACAUGCGCUCUGUGCCAGGGAAUCCCCUAGAGGUUUUUACAUACAUUAUCUCAUUUAAUUCUCACAACUCUCCAGGAAGGUAGUAGUAUCCCAUUUUAUAGAUGAGGCUCAGAGAGGUUUGGAAAGCAGGCAGCUCUGUUUCCAACUGAGGCCUGUUUGUAUUCAAAGCUCAGGCUGGUGGUCUCACCACCCUGCACACUGUGGGCACAGCCUGUCUGCCCUCAGCCUUGGCUAGAUGGGGGCCCAGAUCAGGGCAGGGGAGAGGCCUGGGGGAUCUGGGAGAGGAGCCUGCAGCCUCUGUGCCUGAAACCCAGAGGCCUAGGCAGGGUUGGCCGCACAUGGCAUACUGCUGACCACAGCCAGCUGGCAAGGGUGGGUGUCAGGUCCUGGAACCUGGGAGCACAGCUUCCCUAGAUGCUGUCUGUCCCAGGUUAUCAGGAGCCUGAGGCUCUCAUCUUUGCCCACAGGCCUGGCCACGUGGGCUCCUAAGAGCGCCACAUAGUGGGACAGCAGGUCUUGUACCUGGUCCAAAGCCAGCCCCAGCUCCCCACUCCCCUCUCUAAAGUGAAUGCUGGGUGGAGGUGGAGGUGGGUAGGCAGUGGGCAGGGAAACUCAAGGACUCUCAAGAUUGUUCUGUUCAGGGGAGAAACCCCCAGUUCCCCCCAUCACAGGAGUAGAAAUAGGCAGGGGAGCCCUCUACCUGUGGGAUGUACUUCAUCAUGUACAUGGACUUGGGACCAUCACAGACUUUGGAACCAUCAGAAAUCUGGGAGGAACUACUGCAACUGGCAGAGCACAAACAGGCUGGUUCCCACAGGCCAUGCGCACAGUGGUCAGGUGUAGACCGGACUCCCCACCUCCGUCCCCCAGGACAACAUCCUGUUGGCUCCACAGCCCCUGCUGCCAGAGCUGGCGGGGGCAGGGAGGCAGCCGCCCAGCCUAUAUGUAUGAUGUGGGGGUGGGGGGUUGUCUAGGGUGGUCUGCAUGACCCUGAGAGCCACGGGUUGCCAGGACCAGCUCCUGCCUUCAGCAAGCAAAUGGCUGACCCCUCAGAGCUGUGUACGUUCUCCCCCGCCUCACCCCAGCUGGGCCUUCCUCCCGCUUCAGGGUGUCUUUGGGCCUCCAUGUCACCCCUGCUGAUCCCUGCUUCCUCCUCUGCCAGGGGCAGCACAGAUGUCACCCCCCAGGCUGGAUUCAGAGACUUGGUUGGGGAAUCACCCAGUCCCGGGAGAUGGGGAGUCAGAAAGGAAUGGAUGGGGGGGUGGGGGCAGGAAGGAGCGAGGGAGGGCUGCAGGGUUCCCUUUUGUGAGCAAACAGGAACAUGGGGUGUUUCUCAGUAGCUGUGGGGGUGCUGAUAAAAACCCCAGGAUAUUGAGUCAUUGUGGUGGCCAGCUGAUAAACAGCACUCAUCGCUGAACAUUGAUUCGGGGGUGGAAAGACUGGACAUUUCUCUCAGGUCCACGGCCCAAGCAGCACAUGGAAUUCCAUAACGUCAGUGCUGCCUCUCCCCUUCCUUCUCUCUCCCCCUCCACUCUCCUUCCCUCCCUCCCUCCCUCUUCCUCUGCCUUCACCACCGCAUUGGGGGCACCGGCUCACUGCCUCCCAACCCCUUCCCCCAAGGUAUCUGUCUUCCUGGCGUCAGUCCUGGGCGUGGAGUUUGUCCUGGGCCUGGUGGGGAACAGCUUGGCGUUCUUCAUCUUCUGUGUCCACACGCGGCCCUGGACUUCCAACACCGUGUUCCUGGUCAGCCUGGUCAUCGCGGACUUUCUCCUGAUCAUCAACCUGCCCCUUCGCGUGGACUACUACUUCCACCACGAGAUCUGGCGCUUCGGGGUCACCGCCUGCAAGCUCAACCUCUUCAUGCUGUCUAGCAACCGCACGGGCAGCGUGGUCUUCCUCACCGCCAUCGCGUUCAACCGCUACCUGAAGGUGGGGCGGCCCCACCAUGCGCUGAGCCGGGUCUCGGCCAGGGCAGCCGCCCGGGUGGCGGGCGGGCUCUGGGUGGGCAUCCUGCUCCUCAACGGGCACUUGCUCCUGACCGCUCAUCCCAGCCAGUCCUGCCUCAGUUACCGGCUGGGCAAGGCCUCCUCGGCCUUGCUCCGCUGGCACCAGGCCCUGUACGUGCUGGAAUUCUUCCUGCCGCUGGCCAUCAUCCUGUUCGCCAUCGUGAGCAUCGGGCUGACCAUCCGGCGCCGCGGCCUGGGGGAGCAAGCGGGCCCGCGGAGGGCCGUGCGCAUGCUGGCCGCGGUCGUGGCCGUCUACGUCGUCUGCUUCUUGCCCAGCGUCAUCUUCGGCAUGGCGUCCCUGGUGGCUUUCCGCCUGAAUGCCUGCCGUGCCCUGGACAUCUGCACGCAGCUCUUCCACGGCUCCCUAGCCUUCACCUACCUCAACAGCGUCCUGGACCCCGUGCUCUACUGCUUCUCCAGCCCCAGCUUCCUCCGCCAGGGCCAGGCCCUGCUGGGCCUCCGCCAGAGCCCAGCCAGCGAGGAGAGCUCCUACGAGCCCCGCACCUGGCUCCAGGCCUCCAGGAGGGCGGAGGCCGCAGGAAAGCUGCAGGCGGAGGCAUCGCUGGAAUAAGGGAAGGCCGUCCCCAGGACUGAGGACUGCCAGGAGGCACAAGGUCACUCACUCCCUAGACUGCUACCAGCACAGCGUGUCUGAACCAACUGGACAAAGAACAUCUGCCAGAAGCCAGCCAGGUGGGUGGAAGGAGGAGAAAAGGUCUUGGCCUUACAGAGUAUCAUGUCCCAACUGACAUCCCCAGCAUGCAGGAAAAAGCAGAGGGCAGGUAGAGAUAGGCAGACGAUGCAGGAGCUCCAGCUCAGACACAGGGUUGCAAAGCUGCUCAGUCCCUGGUCAGAGCUGAUUACUCUGAAAGACGUCUUGCUUUAGAAAUGGGACAGCUGUAUUUUCUGUGAUCUCGCGUGUCCCUUUUAAUACUAGUAAAUUUCCUUUAGAAAAUGCAAGCCUGUCUCAGCUGUUCUAAGGAACUUGAAUAAAUGUCUUUUGGU
Hipposideros armiger (great roundleaf bat) is the source of this 3919-nucleotide messenger RNA. It is a transcript of the gene OXER1, whose product is annotated as oxoeicosanoid receptor 1. Gene Ontology annotation, cellular component: plasma membrane. The coding region runs from base 2385 to 3485 and encodes 366 amino acids. Gene Ontology annotation, biological process: G protein-coupled receptor signaling pathway. The transcript has a single exon. Lineage: Eukaryota; Metazoa; Chordata; Mammalia; Chiroptera; Hipposideridae. The record is from RefSeq and is a predicted model, not a curated record. Gene Ontology annotation, molecular function: G protein-coupled receptor activity.